CAUCAACAUCAAACCACGUGAUAUUACAAAAAUUUUGAGGUUACUACCAAGUGAAACGUGUGUGCUCGUCUAAUAAUAAACAAACAUUCCAACACAUGUGAUCAAUUAAUAUUUAAUUUACUAACUGUCAUUUUUUCGAAAAUUAUAAUAAUGUUUAUUCUCACACAAUUUAAAGAUGUUGUCAAAAUACCGCCAUGGAAGUUUAAAAUAAAGUUGAAUGAUGCAAUAUCAGAGGAAUUGAACAGAAAACUUGCGAACAAAGUGUUUUUAAAUAUUGGUGUGUGUAUUGCAUUAUACGACAUCACUAAAAUUGAAGAAUCCUUUAUUUUUCCUGGAGAUGGAUCAUCCCAUACUAAAGUUGUCUUUCGCUACAUUGUAUUCAGACCUUUCAUGGAAGAAAUUCUUAUUGGAAAAAUACGCAGCUGCAAUCCUGAAGGUGUUACAGUAAGUCUUGGAUUUUUUGAAGACAUCAUAAUACCUCCAAAUAAACUUCAACAUCCCUCAAGAUUUGAUCAAACUGAACAAGUUUGGGUCUGGGAGUACGACACCGGUGAUGGAGAAAAACACGACCUGUUUAUGGACAUCGGCGAGCCACUGAGAUUUAGGAUCGUAAGUGAAUCUUUUGUGGAAACUUUUCCUGAAGGACCUAAGGAUGUUACUGAUUCUACUACAAAGUCUGAUAAAAGUAUUUCACCCUACGUUUUAAGUGGCGCGAUUGAUGAACCAGGUUUGGGAUUACUUUCUUGGUGGGAAAAUACAUAGAAUAAUUAUUUAGAGUUAUAAACAUAGAAUAUAUUUAUACACAUACAUAUAUUUAUGACUUAAACCAGCAGACAACCGGCAUUUAUUUGAUUUUUAUAUAAGCAAAUUCAGUAUUAAUGAAAGUAAUGAAUUUUAAAUGCAUAUUUAAAUCCAAAUUUUUCGCGCUCCCGUGUUAAAAAAAUUUAUUAAGAAGAUUUCAAAAACGUUCGACAUAUGGACCUUCUACUGGAGACCGAUUAGAACUUCGAGUGGAACUUUUGUAAUUUUGAUAAAAAAGAAAAAGUUUAUCUGGGACUUUCUAUAAGUGAAUUUUAAGUCAAAGAAGAAUUUUUUUAAAACAUUUCUCUAAACGUAUUUGGUUCCAUGACAACUGAUCCCCGACAAGUGAUCACACGAUAAUGGAUCCCACAGACAACUGAUCCCACUGACAAAUUCAUAAAAUAAUUAAUUAUUAAUUAAUUACUAUGACAUAAGUAAUUAAAAUUCACUGCUGUAAAUAUAAAGAGUUGCAUUAUAUAAAUUAGUUGUUGAUAAAAAUCAAUUGAUGAUCAAUUGUUGAUGGGAUCAGAUGUCGGUGGGAUCAAUUGUAGGGAUCACUUGUCGUGGUAUAAAAUUGUUGGAAUCAGUUGACGGCACACCAACGUAUUUUUACUACAUUUUAUCCUCGUUCCGAUAAAGUUCCCAUCAUAAACCAAUAGCUCCAUAAAAAUAAAAAAACGUUCAUAUGAAGUCCUAAAUAAACUUUUUUUUUUAUGAUCCUGACGUUAGCAGACAUUGUAAUUUUCGAAUUUUUUUUUCAAUAAAUCAAUUCCAAAAAAAAUGAAUAAAUAAAUAAAAUCAACAUAUGCACGUGUAGAAAAUUUAAAAAACUACAGGUGCAAUUAAAAUUUUUUUUUUUAUAAUUUAUCGUUUUGAAAAAAAUCUAAAAAUUACUAGACGUCGGCUAACUUCAGUAUCAUUUUUUUAAAUAUCAAAAUUACAAUAUUUCAAAAAAGGUUCCACUUAAAGUUCUAAAUUAGUAUGAAUGUAGCAGACAUUAGACAAAUUUAAAAUUAUUA
Messenger RNA from Microplitis mediator, 1820 nucleotides. RefSeq names its product DNA-directed RNA polymerase III subunit RPC8 (gene Polr3H). NCBI's taxonomy places the organism in Eukaryota, Metazoa, Arthropoda, Insecta, Hymenoptera, Braconidae. Bases 151 to 762 code for a protein of 203 amino acids. The transcript has a single exon. Gene Ontology annotation, cellular component: RNA polymerase III complex. Gene Ontology annotation, biological process: DNA-templated transcription; transcription initiation at RNA polymerase III promoter. Gene Ontology annotation, molecular function: DNA binding; DNA-directed RNA polymerase activity. The record is from RefSeq and is a predicted model, not a curated record.